Oppia nitens is the source of this 1783-nucleotide messenger RNA. Its product is annotated as cytochrome P450 3A30-like. The transcript has 4 exons. NCBI's taxonomy places the organism in Eukaryota, Metazoa, Arthropoda, Arachnida, Sarcoptiformes, Oppiidae. The record is from RefSeq and is a predicted model, not a curated record. Gene Ontology annotation, molecular function: monooxygenase activity; iron ion binding; oxidoreductase activity, acting on paired donors, with incorporation or reduction of molecular oxygen. The coding region runs from base 262 to 1653 and encodes 463 amino acids.
CAUUCAAUCAGCUGACGAAACACUKCAAACUAUGGAUUCCUUGACCUCUGAAUUAAAGAUUCAAGACUUGAAAGUCUAGACUACGAGUUGGACACUCUUCCCGAACACAGAAAAGUUUUUGUUCGAAACUCGAAUUCAAAUCUCUUUUUUCGAUCGAAUUGUUUUCAAAUCAAACAAAAUCUUAAAAAAGAACUUCAAUCAAAAUCUUCAAAACAAUGAUUUGACGACAAUUUCUUUGAAUUAAAACUCUGUUCUCACGAAAUGUCGUUCUUCUUCCUCCUCUUCCCUCUGCUUCUACUUCUUCUGCAUUCAAUCUUCCGCCGAAUUCGCGUUUUUCAGACGUUUUCUCGAAUCGGGAUUUCGGGUCCGAAACCGAAUCUCUUUUUUGGAAAUUUACGACAUUUGCGUCAAAACCCGAACCCGAAUGACGUCAUCGAUCUCUGGACCCGACAGUUCGGACGUGUAUUUGGUUUCUUCCGUGGUGCACAACCCGUACUCGUGGUCGGCCACUGGCCUCUGGUCCGCCGUCUGUUUGGAUCUUCUCUUUUGCCGAAUCGACCGAAAAACGUGAUAAAAGCCGUUCCUUUUGUAGAUUCGGUAAUCUUUGUUCGAAACCAGAGUUGGCGUCGAAUCCGUUCAGUCAUUGUCUUUGCGCUAAAAAGACUUGAAAUUUCGGGACUUUUGAGACAAACAGUUCGGCAAACAGUCGAAGAACGUGUCCUCCAAUUGGUCGGCGACGGAGGCGUUUGUGACGUCACUCUAUUGACGCAAGAGAUUGCUUUUGACGUCAUUUGCAAAGCGGGUCUUCACUGGACUCCCGAUUCCAAGGACGACAUUCGGCGCAGUCUCGACGCGUACCUCGAAAUGGCCGUUAAUAUCAUCGUCGAUGUGGUCACGUGUUUCCCUCCUUUGCGACCGAUUCUCGCUUUUCUCAAUAACCACGUGACCGCCGGUCGCGUCACUGAUCGCGUCAUGCGUCACGUGCAGCGGCUUUUGGACGCUCCCGAAGCGGAAGAUGAAUGUGUGUCUGUUUUACACGAUUUCCGUCGUGCAAUGGCCACUGGACAGAUGACUCGCGCCGAAGCGGUUGCAAACUGUCACGUGUUAUUGAUUGCCGGAUACGAAACGACUUCAACUGCUCUUUCCUUUUCUCUCUUUCUUUUGGCUCAAAAUCCUCAAAUCCAAGAACAACUUCGCCGUCAAAUCAACUCUUCUUCUUCAUCUGAACUGCUGAACGCCGUUUGGAUGGAAUCGUUGCGUCUCUUUCCUCCCGUGACUUCAUUUAUCACACGAAUCGUUGAACGCGAUGUUUCUGUGGAUAAUCUCCGAAUUCCCGCCCAAACUGUGGUUCAACUUCCGCUUUUCCAACUCCAUAGAGAUGCCGAUCUCUGGCCAAAUCCUGACCGUUUCGAUCCAAACCGAUUUAUUACUACAGUUUCGCCCCAUUUUCUGGCCUUCGGUUUGGGACCACGUGAUUGUCCCGGAAGACAAUUCGCGCGAAUUCUCGCUUUAGAAGUGAUUUCGAAAAUUGUUGGAAAUUUUCAAAUUUCCGUUUGUUUUCAAACUUCGAAAUUGCGUUUUCGAAGUCCGACAGAAGUCGUCAUAAAAGCGCGCGAAAACAUUAAAUUGAAUUUCACGCGAAUUUCGCUUUAAAUCCAAUUGUUUUUCAACAAAAAACUCGAGAUUUUUUUGAUAAUUGUUUUCGUGACAAAUGUUUCGAAAUAAAGAUUGUUUUGAAAUUUGGGUUUUUUUGUCGUAUUUUUAAUCAAUUUUUUAAAAAUCC